Molecule: messenger RNA, 1266 nt
Organism: Cladophialophora yegresii CBS 114405
Lineage: Eukaryota; Fungi; Ascomycota; Eurotiomycetes; Chaetothyriales; Herpotrichiellaceae
Exons: 1
Coding region: 1-1266 (421 amino acids)
Source: RefSeq, a predicted model, not a curated record
AUGUCAAGCAAUAACUUGACGCCCUUCAGCAACUCGAGCGGACCCCCAGUUACGCACGUCAGCUGCGUGUAUGCGGUGUCUGGUACCUACGGCCUUCUCCCGCGGAUUCUCUACUACGUGACGCUUGUCUUUGCCAUCUUCGGCCGUCGCUCCGAAUGGCUCGUCAUUGGCGCCCUGGUCAGCGCACUCACCUACGCAGGAACGGCGGCAAUCCACAUCAUGGCGCUCGUGACAUCCAAAGCGGACGUUUUUGAUCUCGACAUCAUGGCUGCCUGGGCGGUCCUCUCCACCGGCGCUCUGGCCUAUAUCGGGAUCAUCCAUUGGAGUUCGACACUAAGAGACUCGCGGGCGAGGGUCGUGAUGAUCUGCUGGGGUAUCUUGGUUGGCAUCGGCCUGGUGUUUGGAAGGGCCGAGUUGUUCGACACGGAGUUGACAUCCCCCGAACCAGCCUGUUACUCCGCGACAGGGACGUUGUUAGAGUCCCCAUUGCAGCUGAUCGACCCGGGAUUCAACUGCACGUACAAGUGCUUUGACGUGGCGAAGCCGAUGAGAACAAAAUCCGAGAUCCUGGCCGUUCCGCAACGCGUGUUGGACAAUUCACGAUACAAGACGCUCACCUAUGUUCUUGUGGGACCCGUCCAGUUUGCCGCCUACGCGGCGCUGAGCAUCGACGCGCAGGAACACACGCCUUCGCAGGCCUGCGUGAAGAUCGUCAUGAGCUACAUGAUCCAGCCGGGCCAUCGCGAGCAGUUCGCAAAGACGGUCUACAAGGCCAGCAUGGAGAAGUGGUACGGCGGGUACUUUGCCCUUUUGGGGUAUGUGCGGCGGUCGCGGUGGACCUACAAAAAGUGGUUGAUCUGCGGGUUCCUUCUGCCCUGGUUGUUUUUGGGCCUCGUCAUUGAUAUCCUGUGUCUGCCGCUGAUGGUGAUCAACGUUGUCUUCAACGAGGUCACGCUGCUGGAGGGCGGGUACCCGACCAACGAGGCGGACAUUGCCAUCGGGCAGUGGGGUCCGAUUGUGAACUCAAUGUUGGUGCUCAUCGCGGCCUUGAUCAACAAGGGCAUGGAAGUCUGGGAGAGGAGGAAGAAGGCGAAGAAGAAGCUCGACAGUGUGGUAGCAGACACGGACGUUGAAUCAAAUGCCACGAAGAAUGAACUGGCCACGGACAGCGCCCAGGAGGUCGGCGUGGUCAAACCCAAAUUGGCGCACGUUCAGACUCUACAGGAUAUGGAGGAUCUGAUGAACCGGUCCAAGUACUGCGUAUAA